AUGAUGACGAAGCUGUUCUUGAGUACAAUUUUCUGUUCAAUACUCGUGUCAUAUGUGUCCUCCAUUUUUACAGCAGAGAAAAUGAAGGCCAUGGAUGAUACCGCUGAUUAUGUCACGCAGUUUAUGAAACACCAAUGGAAUGACCCAGAAGCCAGCUUCAAUAGUUGGAUGGCCCCUGAUGUGAUAGUCAAAUUCAAAGGAAAAGAGAUUGAGAAAAAGUACUUUCUUGACGAUGCAAAGGCUUUCAGAUACGAACACAUCGUGAAGGAGCCAUUUGAACGUGUAGUCGAGGAGAGCGGGCUCAUCCGUCGCUGGAAAAAGGGCAAUAAAGUCCUGUCUUUCAAAUUUAACGGCGACCACAUUUCUAACAACAUCAAAAUUGUCGAGAUAGAGAUACCAGGAAUAUACUCAAACACCCCCUAA
Molecule: messenger RNA, 423 nt
Organism: Melampsora larici-populina 98AG31
Lineage: Eukaryota; Fungi; Basidiomycota; Pucciniomycetes; Pucciniales; Melampsoraceae
Exons: 4
Coding region: 1-423 (140 amino acids)
Source: RefSeq, a predicted model, not a curated record